UGCAAAUUUACGCGCUUUGUUUUGUCAGCUUGGUUCUUCUUUGAAUCUUCUUUCUGGUUUAUCGAACUAUUCAAUAGGGUUUUUUGAACUACUCAUUUGGGGUAGUAAAUUAUGUUAUUUAGUGGGUUUUUCUUGCUUGUUUAUUUUUGUUAUAAAUAUUUGGCAUGAUUAUUGAUUUUACCAAAGAAACAAGAAAACCAAAAGAACCCUUUGAAAGGCUAAGAGUUAUUCUAGAGAGAAGAGAAGAUGGGUAAUUUGUUCUGUUGUGUACAAGUUGACCAGUCUACAGUAGCUAUAAAGGAGAGAUUUGGCAAGUUUGAUGAUGUACUUGAGCCAGGAUGCCAUUGCCUCCCAUGGUUUCUUGGAAGUCAGCUAGCUGGACAUCUCACUCUUCGUUUGCAGCAAUUGGACGUGCGAUGUGAGACCAAAACUAAGGACAAUGUCUUUGUCAAUGUUGUUGCAUCAAUCCAAUACCGAGCCCUUGCAGACAAAGCUAGUGAUGCAUUCUACAAACUUAGCAACACACGUUCCCAGAUACAGGCUUACGUUUUUGAUGUGAUUAGAGCUAGUGUUCCGAAGCUCAACUUGGAUGAUACUUUUGAGCAGAAAAAUGAAAUUGCUAAAGCUGUGGAGGAAGAACUCGAGAAGGCUAUGUCUGCUUAUGGCUAUGAAAUUGUGCAAACACUUAUUGUGGACAUAGAGCCAGAUGAGCAUGUGAAGCGAGCAAUGAACGAAAUAAAUGCUGCUGCAAGAAUGAGGGUGGCUGCUAAUGAGAAGGCAGAGGCAGAGAAAAUUUUGCAAAUUAAGAGGGCUGAGGGUGAGGCUGAGUCUAAGUAUCUUUCUGGGCUGGGUAUUGCUCGCCAGCGUCAAGCAAUUGUUGAUGGAUUGAGAGACAGUGUGCUGGGCUUUUCUGUUAAUGUUCCCGGGACCACUGCAAAGGACGUCAUGGACAUGGUCCUUGUCACUCAGUAUUUUGACACCAUGAAGGAAAUUGGUGCUGCUUCGAAAUCAUCUGCUGUGUUCAUUCCUCAUGGGCCAGGCGCUGUCCGUGACAUAGCCACCCAAAUUCGUGAUGGACUUCUCCAGGGUUCUCAUGCUCAGCAGCAGUAGUUUGGUACAUCUAAAGCUUCUUUCCAUGCAUGUCCAAUUGUUAAUGUCUUAUAUACAAGGGUGUUCCUUUCUUAAUCCCCAACCCCUCUUUAGUUUUCUAUGAUGUGUCCAGUGUUUUUGUUUCAUGCUACUGAAAUUUGUUCAUAUUCCCAUUAUGGAUUUUAUAGGUAUAAAUAUUAAAGGUGUGUUCAUAUUUUGUUCAUAGUGCAUUCGAUUUGCACCAA
This is a messenger RNA of Cannabis sativa, 1334 nucleotides long. RefSeq names its product hypersensitive-induced reaction 1 protein. Lineage: Eukaryota; Viridiplantae; Streptophyta; Magnoliopsida; Rosales; Cannabaceae. The transcript has 6 exons. Bases 247 to 1110 code for a protein of 287 amino acids. The record is from RefSeq and is a predicted model, not a curated record.